CGCAAUAGACCAACUCAUUCCCCGCAAUUCAUCGCCUCUUCCAUGGACAAAGACUAGGGAUAUAAGAAUAGCGAAGGGAUGGCGAUAACUGAUGGCGAAGAAAAACCGGUCAACAAUGACGAAACCGCGAUCCUUGUUGAAGCCGAUGUAAAGGGGAAGACGUUUCGCAAAAGGCGUUUGAGUCUUACGAAUUUGCGACAACUUGCCGAGGAGAGUGGCGACGACRAAAACUCUAGCAGUGAAACCCUUGAAGCUUCCGAAUCGGAGCUUCAACAAGAYGAACAGGAUAAGGCACAUAYAUUUCGAAAACGCCGUCUAUCGCUGACGCAAAAGGUAAACGAGGAAAUCGAUUCGCCUUGUCGUUCGAAACGACCUCGCUUAGCAGCAGAUGUUUCUGCCUCCGGUUUAGGUUCUGCUCUCAACCAAAAGAGCUUGGACACCAACCUGCAAUCCAAGAUCUUACAUGCAACUGAGAUAUUUUCGCCAGCAUCACCAAGUAAUGAAUCCUCUUUACCAAAAUUUUACCAGAAAUCUGCACGCCAUCAACUCCAAAGCGAAGAUGAAUACGACCAUAAAACACCGAAGUGGAAAAAACGCCACAUUCGAUCGCAUGCCGAAGAUGACAAGAGUCUCCCAUUCUCUCGAGACCUCGUUGGAACUUUUUCAUGCCAUGGUGUGGAACCCAUUUACGAAGAUGACGAAUUUUAUCGUUUCUUAGACGACGAAGACGGCAGUACCGACAACCCAAGCAGUUUCUCAAGGAAAAGAGCAACUGUAGCUGCAAAGAUAAACCAAGAUAGAGGUGGAGUGGCGUUUCCGUACGGAAAUUGUAGCAAAACUGCGCUUUUUUCUGUUUAUGAUGGUACGUCUACACAUACAACUCAUGGACGCACAAUCGGCGAUUGGCCAAUUGGAAUUUACUCAUGUACUCACACAAUAUUUUCUGGUGUUUUUAAAUCAAUGCCAAAGGUCAUGGUCAAGGUGGCGAAUUAGUAUCUCAAUAUUCCUUGCACGAAAUACAGCGUCUUCUCGAAAAACAUCCCGAUUUUAAUGGAAAUAUUGAAAAAGCCUUCAAAGAAACUUUUUUAAGAGUUGAUUCUUCACUCAAAGAAGAAUGUUUGAUUGAUCCAACGUAUGCUGGAUCAACUGCGUGUGUAGCUUUGCUGAGAGAUAAGACAUUGGUGUUGUCUAACGCUGGAGAUUCUCGUGCUGUUUUGGGGCGAAAAACCGAGCGCCAGAGAGAAAUUUGUUGGGAGGCGAUUGAUGUGACGGAAGAUCAGAACCCAGAUCUCCCCGCCGAACAAGAAAGAAUAGAAAGAAUGGGGGGAUAUGUCACCCCUGCUCCCGAACCUGGUGAGUGUGAUUUAAAUACGAAGUUGAUGGAGAACGAAACAWWCUCUUCAUUCUUAAUUCUAACUUUACGAGCUUUCUGUCCUAUUAUAUUUUAUCGUUAAAACCGACAGGAUUAUCUAGUCGGUAAGAUUAUUUCUUGAUCUUCCGUAAUGACUACGCAUACAAACCCCAAUGACACUCACUCAAUGCAACUUCUCAUUYUAUCCUACACCUUCCACUUGAAUUUUUGUCAACUACUGGUACGAUUAGAGUGUGGCUAGACAAAGAAUGCUCUCAAAUUGGAUUGGCCAUGGCGCGUUCGAUUGGAGAUCAUGCUGUGAAAUCUAUUGGGGUGAUUGCGGAGCCAGUUGUUUCUUUUCACAACGUUUGUGAAAACGACGAGUUUCUUAUCUUGGCAACAGAUGGUGUUUGGGAAUUUAUUUCAUCCUCGGAAAGCGUACAACUAGUAGCUGAACACCUGCACAAGGGGGCAACGAAGGCGUGUCAAAUCCUUAUCGAGACCGCCGCAGCAAAGUGGCACGACGAAGAAGGUGAUUACCGUGAUGAUAUUACAGCGUUGGUCAUUAGACUUCAGCACUUGUUAGAGCCGACCACAAACAAAUAGAUCGAUUUUAAAUUGUCAUCAACCCAAACACUAAAUUGCUUUUGCAUUACCUUGGUGACCUUUCCAGUACAAUUGAUAGCUGUAGCUUGAAACAAAGAUAGGUUUCAAAACCUUUGAGCAAGGGAGCGUGUAAUAGAAAGUGUUCGUAAACUGAACUGCGGUUGACGUUGUGGGCGCCUCCGUCUCYAUGUGAAAGACGGUUUUCAUUUGACUGUAUUUCAUUCACAUAGGAGAAAGUUUUUGUCGKAAAAACGACUCAAGUUAUUCAUGCUUUAAGUUCGUUUUCAACACGGUUAACACUUCACUUUGGCAAAUGCAGUAACGGAUGUAGUGUUUAUCUGAUUAACGUAGAGCUAAACGUUAGUGCUAUCUUCGACARUAAAAGUUCAAAGCUUUUGACAACAACAUUCAACACGCUCUUUCACGCCGUGACGUUUGUAUGUAACACAAAUUUACUCAGCUGUGUUUGGCUGACGGGUAAGAGCCAAAAUACGUUCCCAAGUUCUUCCGUGAGGGUUCAUAGAUCGAGGGGAAGUAGAAACUAACUCAGGAAUAGGUAGGAAAACCAUGCGAUUAUUACAGAGACCAACAGAGAAACCAGUAAAACCUGCCAUCGCUCCAUGAACGGCGUUCUGUCCUAACUGCAUGCAGUCUGAAUAAGACAAGGUAGGAGAUGUGAGAUAUGGCAAUUUUAGUUAGCAAAAUGGUCGCUCAUAUCGAAGAUUGAAUACUUACAGAGACUAUCUUGAGCAUUCGCAGGUACCGAGCGGACAGUAUAAGACGGAUCAAUAUAUUUUACGGUCGCUGUCGCGCCGUUUUCCUUAAAGUAUUCUUCCACCUGUUUUUUCAUAAAGUCUCCGAUUGGAGGAAGCUUCUUGUUUCCACCGGCAUCUGUUUCGGCUGAGGUUCCAAGAAGUUCUUCACCAGCACCUUCUGCGACAACAAUCACUGCAUAUCCUUGAUCUUUUACACGUCGCAUUAUAUGAGGGAGGCAUCCUUGCUCUCCUGUGAGAACAAUUGGGACCUCGGGCACUAGACACAAGUCGACAUCUCCGGAAGCCAUUGUAGCAUGUGCAGCAAUGAACCCUGCAGAACGUCCCAUCAACUUGACAAUACCGAUUCCGUUCGGCAUAUUGCAAAUGGCUUCAAUCUUCGCGGAUCGGAUCGCAACUUGCGCAGCUUCAACGGCACUUUCAAAACCAAAAGAACGAUCAAUGUAAUCAACAUCAUUAUCAAUG
Messenger RNA from Pseudo-nitzschia multistriata, 3195 nucleotides. NCBI's taxonomy places the organism in Eukaryota, Bacillariophyta, Bacillariophyceae, Bacillariales, Bacillariaceae. The record is from the annotation of a GenBank genome assembly.